UCGCAGUGUUUUGUUCCCAGGUGACUGCUCCUCCUGCACUCAAAAGAUGAGCCGCUUUGAACACUUCACAAAACAGCUCGAGGCGUUAAGAAACAUCUUCUCAAAAAAUGGCGAGGAGUCAAGCAUCGCUGAUCUGCAGAGGGGGUCAGGAAGGAUCCCUAUGAUGAGGAAGAUCUGUUUCGCUGUAGGAGGAAUCCCAUACCAGACCACAGCAGCAGCUAUAGGGAUUUCUCUGCAGAUAUUCUUGCUGGAUGUUGUGAAGAUGAAGGCCUCCUCUGUAUCUAUGAUCCUGUUCCUCAGUCGGGCCUGGGAUGCUGUGACUGACCCCCUAGUUGGAUAUCUGGUGAGCCGCAGCCCCUGGACACCCAUUGGAAAACUUACCCCAUGGCUGGUGAUUUCCACUCCGUUUGCGAUCCUGUUCUACGUGCUCCUGUGGUUUAUACCUGCAGACUCCAUGUCUGAGGCCGCCAGCGUGCUGUGGUUCCUCACAGCGGCCUGUCUGUUCGAGACACUCAUGAGCUGCUACAACGUCCCAUACCUCUCACUGAAUAUGUUUCUGGGAGGACAUCAGAGGGACAGAGACUCUGCCACCGCCUACAGAAUGAGCGUGGAGAUGAUGGCCAUGCUGCUGGUGUCGGAGAUUCAGGGACAAGUUGUUUCUGCAUACAACAUUGAAAAGCAGGAGGCCUGUGAGCAUCUGGACCAGGUCCAUCAAACGCCUCACAGCUCAUCAGCGCCUCAAAUUGCCUCUCUACAGGAAACGCGAAAGGCUUUCCUGACCUCAGCUGGGGUCACAGGCGGAUUGUUUCUCCUCAGCAGCUUGGUUCUUUUCUUUGGCGUGAGGGAGCAGCGGGGGGAGUCGGUCGGACACGGUCAAACAAGACCAUCAUAUCUGAGCUCCGUAAAGAUGCUAAUAUGUCACAUUCCUUACCAACGACUAGUCCUCGGCUUUGUCUUUAGCGUACUUGCUUUCCAGAUGUCUUUGGGUAACUUUGCAUUGUUCUGCAGUCAUGCAGCAGGACUGGGAGCUUAUUUUCAGCUUCUUUUGUUGGUCCUAUUGAUUUCGGCUUUAGUCGCGGUUCCAUUUUGGCAAUUUGUUCUUCUGAAAAUUGGGAAAAAAAGGACAGUUUUCAUUGGAUUUGCACUCUUCAUCCCAGCCAUGAUCACAGUUGCAUGUGUUCCCAGCAACCUCCCAGUUUUUCUGAGCAUGUGCAUUCUGUUGGGAUUCAGCGUGGCGACUUUGUUCCUGCUGCCUUGGUCAAUGCUCCCAGAUGUGAUUGAUGACUUUGCCUUGAAACAUCCGUUGUUUAAAGACCUGGGCCCUCUGUUUUUCUCUGGUUAUGCCUUCUGCAAUAAGCUGGCAGGGGGCUUUUCUGUGGGACUGUCAACCAUGAUAUUACAGAUCGUAGGCUACAAAGCAGGUGCGUGUAACCAUGGUGAUGAAGUGGCGACAGCACUGAUUGUGCUGUUCUCACCAGUUCCUAUCACACUGCUGCUGAUUGGGAUGGGAAUCUUUCACACCUACCCCGUCAAUGAGAGGAAAGGCUUACAGCUUGAGGAGCAAAACAAAAACCUAACGUCUUCAUCUCCAGACCAGAGAGAGCUCUCAGAGCUGCCGAUAAGCUCUCCACAGUCUAAUGCUGAUGACCCGAAGCUCAACAGAUUUUACAACUGUAUUCCAUCAGCGUGCUGUCAGCCAUCAGGGAAGCGCUCGGUGAAGUUAUCCGCCUCCUCAACUGUAUCCAGCAAUCUUUAUGGAAAAAACAGCAGGAAGGAAUCACAUGUGGAGUUAGAAGUUAAUCCUCGGUGGCAAAAACGGAUACUCCACCCUGUUCAAGGCUCAGAAGAAAAUAAACGGAGUGAAAGUUUCCCUGCCAACGCUUCCGUUUCCUCCUGUGGAAGGUCACUUGUCCAAUCCAAGUUGUCCUGGGUCUAAAGGGAGGAGACAUCCGUAUGGCACUUUAUAAACACUGAUAAAGCUAUAUUGCUGCUAAAAAAAUCUAUAGCAGCAGUUGAUUACUUCCUAUUUGUCUGAAAGCAUUGUCAUGUAAUUCAAAAGGUUACUAAACCCCAAAUCAACAUUUUCUUUUACAGAUAAACUGUAUACCUUUAUGUCACUGUGCAAAUGUUGACAUUUUGUGUAAAGUUUCUGACCUCUACUCUCCAUUUUGGUGUUCUUUUUCUAAAUUUGUCUGAGAGGGUAGGGUUAUGCUUUUACACUUUAAGGACGACAUUUUUAAAGAAGUUAAGCAAUUAUAGCCUAUUGUCAGUCAUCUAAAAUAUAAAUAAACACAGCUUAUUAGCAUAAACACUGCAUAGCAUGGUGGUAGAGGGGUAGUGAUGUGGGGACAUUUGCUGUCAGGAAGGGAACUGUGAUUGGCUGCAGAUGUCUAAAGAAGAGA
Cyprinodon tularosa is the source of this 2402-nucleotide messenger RNA. Its product is annotated as sodium-dependent lysophosphatidylcholine symporter 1-like. Gene Ontology annotation, molecular function: symporter activity. Gene Ontology annotation, biological process: carbohydrate transport. Bases 47 to 1936 code for a protein of 629 amino acids. Gene Ontology annotation, cellular component: membrane. NCBI's taxonomy places the organism in Eukaryota, Metazoa, Chordata, Actinopteri, Cyprinodontiformes, Cyprinodontidae. The transcript is spliced from 14 exons. The record is from RefSeq and is a predicted model, not a curated record.